Cinara cedri is the source of this 25303-nucleotide messenger RNA. NCBI's taxonomy places the organism in Eukaryota, Metazoa, Arthropoda, Insecta, Hemiptera, Aphididae. The record is from the annotation of a GenBank genome assembly.
AUGGCUAAACGAGACCCGUCGACCGCCAUGAAGUAAGCGGCUCACAUUGGAUUAAGUUCCGCGGCACGUUUUAUUAUACCUAACCUAACCUAACCAGUGCUGAAUUCAAAGAAUUUCUCUACGGAGCGCUCACUUUUUUCUCGUUGGUCAUUUCUAUGUAAAUUGAAAAGAGUACCGAACGCAAUGCAUUUAAUAAAUAUAUUUUGAUGGCGGUUAUUGUAUUUGUCAGGGGGGCGAAUGGAAUUUUAGAGGGGGCAUUCGUCCUUCCCCUGGAGUAUACCUGAAUUUUACACUGGUUGUUUCGCUCCGCUCAGGGUCUAAAAAAAAGGCGGUUUUGUGAACGAAGGGAUAUCAAGCGGGUGGGGAGGGGGUAUCGGUGACGACCCCACGAGUUUGUGAACAUUUCUUUUAGGUUUGCGGUGGUCUGUGUUAUUUGUUUUGGAAAGUCUGCCCGGCUAUUUUUACGCCGCUUCGGAGCCGCCGGACGGGGUUUCGCGGGCAAAACGUUCCCCGUACACGUUACGGCCGCAAGACGCUUAUCUAUAUUCCGUUCACGAUUAUUCAGACGGCAUAAUAACGGCUGUUGCUGCGCAGGGCUGCGAGAUUCUGCGGGCCGCGCGAAGUCGCCGACAGAACCGGCGGUUAAUCCCGCCGCCCGAGCGUUUAUUCGUCGUCGUCGAGUGCCGUCUAUCGGGCAAAAGUCGUAAAUCGUACGAUUUCCGCCCUUUCUCUCCGAUUCCUCUCGCACGCGCCUACCCGCAGUACUAUCCGCUAUCUCUGUCCCGACACUCGGGCCGGCCCGCCCGUCCUCCGAACGCGAAAAUCCUCGCGUUUCCCCGCCGCCGCCGCCGACGCGCGAAAACGGUUUUAAACGUCCGCGCCGCAGACGAUAUCGCUCCGGCACGGGCGCACGGGACGGUCCCGUAAUAGAGGAAAAAAGCAAAAAAAAAAGUCGAAAUCGGUCGUGUGCCGCGCGUAUAUACGCUGCAAUAUAAUACCAAUACCUGUCUGCGUGCGUUGUCGUAUACCGCGUUCGGGACCCCGACGGGGGCGGGGGGGAGGGGAGGGAGGAUAGUGUCGACGAUAAAGACGGAUUUAGCGUUUUUUUCGUUUUUCGCGCGUGUACGCCACUGUACCGCCGCCGCCGCCGAUCGACGUCGCAUUAUAAUAAUAUAUACGAUUGCUUUUUCGCCGUCGUCGAUCCGCCCGAGUUUCACGUGUUUUACGCGUUUACACGUCAUAGUGUGCACCGCACAUUAUGACUUCGAGUACGCACGACUUCGGUAUAAGCGUGAAAGUCGCAGUGCUAUAUAGGCGACCCGAAACGACAAUGGGUUUUGUGAAAAAUACUCCGCGCGCUAUAUGUAGAGAUGCGCCCGCGGCAUCCGUCAAUAAUCCGCGUAUAAUAUACGAGAUUUAUCGUUUAUCCGCAUUACCGCGUAAUCCGCAUUGUAUUUUUUAUCCCGUCGACAAACGACUCGAUAUUUUUUAACGUGAUCCACUCUCGCCGUGGGUUUAUUUUGUUAUUUUUAUUAAUUCAUGACGGGGCGAAUCUCCCGCACAACGAUGUACGAUGUCCGACCCGCGCGUCACACUGUCCUCCUCGAAAACGCCGAAACUCCUCUCGGGCGACGGUGCAAUUUUCUGGAUUUUAUCGUCGCUAUCAAUACUCCGCAGACAGACAACAACCGAGCACGGCAGUCGUAUGCUUUAGGUAAUGUUGUUGUUUCACGUCGAAAAACCAUGGUAAAAAACUAAACAACUGUCGCAACGAAAAGAAUCGAGCGUGCGAUACUUGUUUUCAAUAAAAUAUACGCUAUUUCAGUUAGCAGCGAUAUUAUAAUUUUUUGAUAACGCUUUAAGUAAUUUCAAUUUUAUGAUAUCAAAAUGUACAAUAUGUACCGCGAUCGGUCGAUAGUGUUGCUUUGUAAAAAAUAUACUUAUGUCUUAUUAUGGUAAAACAAUUACAUAUGCAUUAAACAUUUUUUAUAAUAAUAUUUGUUUAAUAUUAUACCUAUUUUUCUGUUUUUCCUGCGUUUUUUCUCGGUUUUACUCGUUUAUUGGGAUGGGGGGGGGGAACGACCUCCUUAAAAUAUAUUUCCAGUCCGAUUUACUUUCAUAAAAAGUGCUAUCAUUGUUAAUCUGCGCAAAAUUCCUGGUAGAAAAGUUGUCCACAGAAAAAAAAUAAAAAUAAAAAAAUAAAAGUCAUUAUCACUAUAUUCUUUGCUCCAUUCCGAAUCCAAAAAUAUAAAACGAUAAAAAUGUUUCAAAAAAUACUACUAAUACUAAAGUUAAAACCACGGCCACUUACCUUGUGGUUACGCUACUGUUACGCGUGCAUAACCGUUUCGACACCGAGUAAGUAUUUUUAUCGCAGAAUCAUCGCCGCAUUUUAAUAUACACAUUGUACAAAGUUUAAUUUAUUAUUGAUAAUGAAUAACAAUUUUUCUCUAGAAAUUAUCGUUAUUUAUUAAGUUAAUAAUCGCGUUUUUUUUUCAGAAGUGUUUUUGGAUUCUUAGAAAUUGCAGUAAUUUCUCAACAGUUCUACGGAUUACAUUCGAAAAAAAAAAAUAUCAGUAUCUAAUAUUCUAAUCGGAUUGUAAAAACAUGUUGAUUUUAUUCGUGAAACUGAACAAAACUGUCUUACCGACUGAUGACGUAGUAAAAUUAUGUUACUUUAGAACAUAAUUUGUGGUUUUUCGGUUGAAAUUAGAGUUUAAACAAAAAUAACACAAUUUAAAGAGAAGAAUAUUUACGAGGGACGUGCGUGGUUUUUUUUUAAAAAAAAGAAAAUUGUUAUACAUAAAAGUUAAAGCUUUUUAAAAAACCAACUCGACUAUAAAUCUUCUCAUGUCAUUUUUUUUUUUCGUAAAAUCUACGUAUAGUACUCGGAAAUAUUUUCCCGUUAAAUUUUGUUUUCCAUUUGUGUUUAACUGAAAUUUCUAUAUAAACGUUAAAUUUUAUAUUCGAAGUAACAUAUUUCUUCUAGUCUCUAGAUGCAAAUAGACUUUUUUCCUUUUAGAAGAAUAAUAAAGUAAUCCCGUCAGUCCUUGAAAUGAAAAUAUUCCGGAGAAUAUACGGACCGAAAAAAAAAAACAAAUAAAAAUAUCACUCAAGAAUAUGGAACAAAACGUAAUAGGUACGCGAUUACGUAAACUUUACAAGGAACAAGACUCGCAUAGACUGAUAGUCAUGGUGCAUAUGGACGUUUAAUGGAAUCAUGGAGCCGGUUUUAUAGAACGGAAACCCGAUGGUGUAUUGCCGCCGGGUGAAUAAAAACAGUAGAGAAUAAUGUAGACAAAGUCGAGAAGGAUCUAAUGGAAAUUGGAAGAAAACACGGAGAGGCAAUAGCUAUCGGGAUAGGAAUAGACGGAAGCAGAAACGCGUGUUGCGGUAAUGGACCUUUAACGGUCUUAAAAGCCAAUAGGAAAAAAAAUAUAUGUAUAUGCGCGUGUAGUACACUAGUACCUCAAAAGAACAGAAAAUGUAAACCGAUUUGAUAUCUAAGCGGAUCGCGCGAUAGUCGAAAACUUCUCUCUUUGCUUUUAAAAAUCGGAAAACCUUCGCAAAACUGUCUAUACGAAUAAAACUACAGACAUAACGACUGAAUUGCAGCGAAUCGUUUCCGAACGCUAAUAUUAUGCGCCGUAAUUAUCGCGUUAAGUCGUACAAUAUUCUUUAAAUAAAUAUUUAUUACCGGUUACCUUGAAAUUCGAAAACCGACCAAAGUCGAAAACCGCUUUUUUUUUCGUUUAACAAGCAAAUUUUUUACGCGAAUAAUAUCGUGUAGGUACUGUCAAUACACAAUGUGUAGUAAAAAUAUGUACAUAAUUUUAUACAUUUAACAUUAUUGUAAUGCGCCGAUUUCGUCUACUGAUUAAACGAAUAAAACGUCUCUUUCGCAAUCUGAAGUCGCGCGCUUACGAUAUAACAAAAAAUAUUUUACUUUUUCAAACGUAUUAUAAUCGAAAACAGAAUUUCAUCGUUAUGACCGAAAUCCACCUACGAGGCGCUGUCUUAAACCAGCUUUGGAAAACGAGGAACUGUAACAUAAAACGCUUUAAUUAUAUUAUUUUGAACUCGCUUACUUCGCGGAUCGAGAAAAGGCCGGCGGUUAACACGACAAUAAAGUCGACGGACGGUGAAGUUAGGUUUCGGCCAAGUUAGGUUCGCGGACGAAAAAUGCGAUAAUAACCGCGCGGUUUUUGAAAAAUCAGUUAAAAUCUAAAUGCCACGCGACCUGUACGACGAUAAUGAAACUAAUUGUUAUUGUUUCGCGAACGGAAGACGGAAUAAAGAAAGUCGAAAAAGACAUCAAUAACCGUCGACCCCGGCCAAUUAUUUCGUAUCGCCCGAAAUCGAGUAACGUUUAUCGGUAUACCGAUACCUGAAUACGGUCACCAUACGCGUGUACCAAAUUAAUGCAGUCUUUGGUCAUUAGUUUUGGGCUACCUACCUGGUAAUUAAUUAUCGUAGCGACGACGUCCGCCCGUGGCGUUCCUUCGCGACAAUUAACCGCGGUAUUAUAUUCUUAAACGAGUUACAAAUGUUUACAACGAUAAUUGAUUCGAAACCGAGUAAUACAACAGGUAUACUUACCGAGGAAAUUUGUUUGGGAAUUUUACCUACGAUAUAUAGUCGGCACACUCGCGUAUUACAUUAUAUACUGCAGUAAAACACCAUUGAACAGUUUGAAAGCGAUUGGAUACUCGUAAUAUUCUUAGGUGAGUAAAUUUUAAAAAAUGUCUAUUAAUUUGUCUGUAUUAUCAUGCAAAAUAUCUUAUUAUACUCACCUAUGUGUUGUUUCUAAAUAUCUCAAUCAGGAGCGUAGCACGGAUAGUAGGAGGGAGGUCCGGUAAUUCUGAACUCCCCGCUAAAAAAAAAGAAAAAAAAAAAAAAAGAACCGAUACUGUUGAUGGGUGUGCCACAGCUGUUGUAGGUGGAUAAUUGGAACGGUAGAACAUACAAAGUUUUCGAAAACUACGAGACAAAUGGAAUAAUCGUUUUUUAAAAAAUUUUCAUUUUCUAUACAACAAUACAACAAAAUAUACAUAUUUAUCGUAUACACGUUUUAUUGAACCUCUUCCGAAAAAUACCUAGACACGUGAGUUUUAUAAGCCGUAGGCCACUCCCCUUGGAAAAAAGUUGAAAAUAUACUACUGAUCUCAAUAGAUUGAAUAUAGGUUAGGUUAGGUUAGGUGGUGAUGUUAAAAAAAAAAUUAACGUUUUAUAGUAAGACUUUCACAGUUGUUGCAUUAAGUUUUAUUAUUAUUCAUUUAAUUAAUUUAUGAUUUACUAAGAUAUAUCUACAGAUAUAAUAAUUAUAGCUGUUUAUUUAAUGUUUUUUUUUUUUUUUUAUUAAGAUUUUAUGAACUUUGAUGUAUUGCGUUACAACUUUUAUAGAUUAUUUAUCUUGUUUAUAAAAGUUAAAUUUUAUGAUUUAUUAUUAUUUACACUUAUAUUGUAUUCUCUCUUAUGAUAUAUUAGAUAUUAUGUAUUUUAUUUAUUAGUCACGGUGAUUUAUUUUUGAAUUCGAUGUCUAUAUAGUUAGUAAACAAUAUUCGUUCUAUAAAAUGACGUCCGUGAAGUUGCCACAACCGCUUUGCGCUACAGACUUCGAACCUUAGUCAAUAUUUCGCAAAAAAAAAAAAAAAAAAAUAUAUGUUUGUACAUUCAACCAUAGUAUAUUGGCGUAUGAAUAAUUAUGGGGGAAAAAUAGAUUUAGUUCUACACGUUUCGACGGUGAAAACAAUUUCUACCACAAGUAAUAGUGUAAAUUUAAUCAAUGUUUGAACUAAAUGUAAUUUUGAAAUUCGCGAAUUCUUCCCCUUUGCGUUCAAGCAGCUGUCGGGUCGAAAAGGGCGCUUAUAUGAUUUAAUCUGACAGUCUCUCCUCCUUUCAUCCCCCGUCCGUAUCGCUCUUUUGUAUCACGCCAAAGGCCGACAAAAAGGUGCUCGCCAGAACGAGACGGUACAAAGAGACGCGAGAAAUAAAAGUGAAAAAAAAGCUGGCGUUUCCAAUUUUGUUUGCUGUUUUGAAUAAUUCAUAAACGUUUAUUUUUAUUAUUAUUACUAUUUUUUUUUCCUUUAUUGUAAUCAAUUGUUACCGGUCUGGCAUGUUAAUGAAAUUCAAGUAAUUCCGCCUUUUUUUUCGUGUGUGUGUGUGCGUUUUUUGACGUCAUCCCGCAAAAAUUUGUCAAUAAAUUACGCGGCGACGACGGGGGCCCGAUUAAACCGCGGUCAGACGCACCCGGACGUCCGGUUUCUCGUAUAAGUUAUGGCUCCGUCAGGGGUUUUGCGCGCGUAGGCCGGGAAAAUUCAAUUUUUGCAUUUAUACGAUUCCCGUAUAAUUUUCAUGUACGCCCGUCGGAAAACUGAAAUUCCAUGUGUUUCGGAACUGUAUUUUAUACGAGCGUUUCCUGAUAACGGGCCAAACGGCAUUCGACAAAAUCCAUAUACAAACAUAUUACAAUAAUGUAAAGCGAUUCUGCUGCAUGUUAUACCGAAUUACCGACCGUACAUUAUUAUUAUAUAAUUUUUCACAUAUACAUAACCACGGAAAAUCAACAGAUAAAACUCUGUUUAUGUAUACGGUCUAGGGGCUUAUUAUACUGCUGUUACUAUUUCAAUAGAACUGUAUAAGUAAUUAUUUAUUGCCAGCUAGUUUUAAUUUUACAGUAUAUUGUUGUUUAAAUGCAGAAACGAAAUAUUAUAGAAAUCGUACGAAUACAAUACAAAAUGUAUAUAAGUAUUUGUGUGUGCGUACCUACAACAAUAUACGAGUGCACACAUAUUUUUUGAAGGUUAGGUAAAUAAGAAAUUAAUGAUAAGAAUCGUUUUAAAAUAUUAAUAACUAUACUGUAUAUUGUCGAAAUUUGAAUUAUUUAUGAUUGCGACAACAAUCAAAAUUUAUAAAAAAAUAUCUAAACAACCAUGCCAAAGAAAGAAGUUUUCGGUAUUUUCAUCUGCGGUCCGAAAGAAGACGCGUGCAGGCCGUCGUCUCGUUGCGUUGAUCCUGACAACCGAACAGUUAUAAUCCCUGCCUAAGUCAUUUCUCUCAAGUUUUCAAAAUGAUCAAUUGAAAGUUUACAAAAUACUUUUUCAAGUAGUUUUAUUAUUCUCAGUAGGUAUUUUAUACACAUCAAACUAUUGCGUGAUAUUCAUAUAAACGAUUCGAGACAUAAAAAAUUAAUAUAUUUUUGUUUCCAAAAAUUUACUCAAGUCCUUUUUCCAAAAAACUGCUCUUCGUGUGUUUUUUUUUUGUGAUUAAAAUUCUCCGAUUUUUUCACUCAGUGUCAUAAACAAAUAUUAUUUAUAUCUUUUUAUUUUUAGGCUUUAUACUUAUCUACUAUAUACCUAUAUUACUAUAUUACUACUAUUAGUGCUCUACUGAGCACUAAUAAAAUGCCGCGCGUCAUACCGCCACACUAAUGUUACUGCACCCACUAUCUAAACAUAGGAUACUCCUUAAAUGUUGUGAAAAAUCUAAGCACCUUCAAAAAUAUCGGCUUUGACUGUACACUCGAAAAUUCCAAAAACCGCAAUUCGUCAAAUUUAACCGAAAAAAAAAUGGGGAGAUCACGUUCAGUGAAUUGUCCUGUAUAAUAUAUAUAUAUAUAUAUAUAUAUAUGUGUGUGUGGGUGUGUGUGUUUGUGUACGUGUAAAUCGUGUUUCGCAUGCAUCUCCGGGACGUUGAUUUUCUAUACCCUUGGAAAUAACGCACACAAAUUUCUAUUUAGAACGCGGUCCGCGGCGCUGGCGCGCAUGCGAGGGGGGCGUCGGUGAGGUAAUCCGUUUAAAUUCGGACGGACAUUUGAGAGUUACGCGGGCGCGCACGCUACGCCACAUACGUGAUUAAAGGCGGUGGUGUGGCCGUAUAUAAUAAGCAGUGAAUCGGGGAAAUAGCGAGGGGUAAACAAAAUAUUAUUAUUGUCCGCUGAAAUAUCGCGUUUUGGAAACGUGUUCGUGAUCCGGCGACGUCAGUCGGUCAUAUUUAUGCAUGCCACUCUAUUAUAUUGUACACUAUACAGGUGCGUGGACCCCGAAAACUACAAUAACCUCACAAAGACGCGGAAGAGAUGUUAGAAUUUUCUCGAAAACAAAUUUCCGGAACGAUCCGAACAAAAUAAAUUUUUUCUUUUUUUUUAGGGCCGAAUUGAUGUAUUUAGGUGAUGUAUUUAAGUAGGUAUCCUCACCUUUAUUUUUGGGUGUGAAAUCACUACUUAUUUAUGAUUUUAAAAUGACAAUCUUUAUUUAAAACUCAAUAAAUACACGAAGUAUUAGUUAAAAUACAUUAAAGUGUUGACAAUUUUGAUUUUCACCAAUCCGUUGAUAUUCCACUUUUAAAUUUGCGUUAGAGAAGAGUAGUGGUGCAUUAUUAACAAACCGCGUGCAUCUAUUCAUUGAGUUUUAAGUAUAAGUUUCCAUUUGAAAAUCAAAAGUAGGAAGUGGUUUUACUCCCAAAAAUAAAGGGUGACAAAAAAUAAGAUAAGUAUAAAAUUGUAGAGCAGCUUGUUUCUUAAAUGCUCUAGAAAACAAAUUCCGAAAACAUUAAUAUUUUUCGAGAUAAUGAGCGUACCCACUUAAAUUUAUUACCUGGCACUCUGGAAAUUGAUUAAAUUGAUUUCGAAGGACUCGGGAGCGGGUUUCCAAAUACUUUGUCAAAGAUUUUGUAAAAUUAGAAAAUUGUCCGGCUUUUUAUAAUGGCACGCCUUAAUAAUGUAUGCACACGAUGAAAAUAAGAUCCUAACGUCCGAUCAAAAUUUUUUAAAUGUGUACCUAUAGAUUCGUUGACAAAUCGUCUAGAUUAUUUGAGAUAUCGAUUUUUCGGUUUAGUGAGCCGAAAAGAAACUUAUUAAUGCGGUUAUAUCGUGGAAUUUUCAAAAAUAAUAAUUAUAUUAAUUUUGGAGUCUUCAAAACUGAAAAUUUAAAAUCUGCUUAAAAAUGCAAAUGUAUAAUACACAUAAAUCAAAAUCGUUUAAUUUCCCAUCGCGUAUGGGUCUAAAACUUGUUAAUAAAAUUAAUUUUUAUAGGAAUCGAUAUAGACGUGCACAGAAUAAGAAAUUCCAAAUAUGAACUUUCGAAAUUAUAUUAUACUAGCUGCCUCGCACUGAUUUGGCCGCGCACAGUUAUUGAACGUAGACAAUUUAAAAAUAUAAAAACGUUUCCUCUCGUGACUCCAAGUUUUCAAUCCAUAUCUAUCACAGAACCUAACCGUUGUUUCUCGGUUUGAAUUUAUUAUUUUCAAAUAGUACACAUUCGUCCUUCACAAUAGUAAAUUAACCCAUUUUAACUUUUUUUUUUGUUUUUUGUUUUAUCCAUGUCGCCAAAGUGACCUAUAAAUCAACAAAAAUAAUUCGAUUUUCACCCAUCUUUCGGGGGCUGAAUUUCGGAAUAAAAGUAUCCUAUGUGUUAAUUUAAUUUUAUCGGUGUAUCAAAUUUGUUCAGCCGUUUUGACGUGAUUAAAUCACAAAUAUCGAAAAAUAGAGACUGUUGCUCUAUAUUGUGUUUGUAAUUUGUUACUAUGUAAUACAUAAAUAUACAUUUGGACACUUUUAGUGGCUCCCUUUGGACCGAAGAAUCUCUGGAAUUUAAUUUGUUUACAUGUGGAUUUUGGGAGGAAGGUGUUUUUUUUACCUUUGUGCACUUCUAGGGACUCUUAAAAUUAAUCUGUGAUUAAGAUGUGUCUUUUGGCGGUUUCAACUUUCAACCACCACUUCAAAUAUUUCUAUGCUCCGAUUUCAUGUUUUCACAGGAAAUAGCGGAUUUUAAAUAUCCUUACGGACUCAUGAAAGUAAGUUACUUGAAUAAAUAAUAUUUAUAAAAUUUAUAUAUAAUAUUAUAUUUAAUAAAUAUAAUAUUUUUGUUGAUUAUAUACGCCUUUAGAAGACUCAAACAUCCAGUAAUCCCGUCGUUUGUUUGCAUAUUAGAAAACGUUUCGAAAAUUAUUACUUUACGGCUAUUUCGACAGAACUUUUUUUUAUUAAAUUAAGAAAAAAAUUAUACAAAAAAAAAACUUGAAAUAUUUUGACAAAAAAUUAGCCGAGGGAAAAUUAGACUCUGCAGCGACUUGUAGCUCUGUUGCUCGGUUUUUCAUUUUCUUAGGUUUCUCAAUUAUUAUGCCCACCGGUUUGUUUCAAUUUCCCGACUUAUACGCGAUACACACAUACGCUACCUAUGUAUAUAAUAUGAGGCGUCUACAGUGAAAAUACUAAACGGACGAGGAAAUGUGGUGGGAGGGGGCGGGUAGGGGACCGAAUAUUUACAUAAUAUUAAUAAAAAGAAAACAGGGUCGCGCGCGUCCGAGAGUCUGUGGCGGCUGAGAACAAGAGCUGGUGGGAGACGGAGAACGUAUACAUAAUAAUAAUAAUAAUGUACGAAAUCGCGUGUUAUCAAAUCACACGGUCACCGCAUUGUCCGUUCGGCCGGUUGUCCGUUUUCGAUGUGGCGUCGCGGUCGUUGUUUUUUAAAAAAAACCGAUUUUUUAUAUCCGAAACUCUCGAUUGGUAUACAUAAUAUAUAUAUAUAUAUAUAUAAUAUUACGUGGAAAAAAAAAUAUUAAUAAUAAUAUUUAGUUACGUUUUUCGAGAGUGCUGUUUUAUUAUUAUUGUUUGUUUUCCGGCUGUAGACGGCGACGGUGCACGCAGUACCUAUAUAAUAUUAUUAUUAUUGUUUUUGUAGUGCAGUGUUUACUUUUUACCCCUCGAAAAAUAUGGGCAGCGGCCUUUGCAGAAGGUCAGGCCGAGGAAGACCCCGGCCGGCGAUGCCCUCGCAAGCGAAGCCCCGGGCUACGGGGGUCGCGGACGGACUUUACCGGAAGAUGGUUUUCAAUUAUGCGAAACAGGUAAAAAAAAAAAAAAACAUAACCCCGUUGCAUCGAUAACACAUAAUAAUAGUAUAUAUUAUACCAUCUGAAAUGCAUUUAUAUAUUUAUUUUUUUUUGAUAAAAAUAACAAAACUACAAAAACGUAUAUCUGUUCCUUUUUAAGAAGAUUUUCUCGUAGGAUAAAGGUAUUUUAACGAGUAUGAUAAUAUUUAAUACAUGGUUUUUGAAAUAAAAUCUCGUAGUUUUGAUGUACUAAAAACAACAAAAAUAAAAAAGUGCAUUAACUUACCGGAACUUCUUGUCGAAUAAAUAGUAUUUGGAUAUAUAAGUAUAUACACCGCUGUAGUUAUCGCAAUAGUUUAUUUUUUUCUGUUGUACAAUAAAUAGUUGAUAUAUGUUGAACUAAUAAUGUAUUUUUGAUACAAAAAAAUCAGAUUAAAAACAAUGGUUCGAGUUGAGAUAAAAUUUCAAAAAAAAUGUCACACGUCUAACGUCUAUUAAUUCACGACAUAACUGUAUAACGGUAUAUCUACCGUAUUAGUCAGGAAAAAAUUCCGGCGAUACUUAUAAGUUUUAUUAUAAUCGACUAUUUAUUUUCAGAAUUUUUUGAAAUAUUAAAAUUCACCGAAACAACCGAAAUAACCAAUUAAACAAAAGGUUUCAUGGGUGGGGAGAUGCACGUGCCCUCAGUGCCCCUCCUCUAGCUAUGGCACUGUCUCACGAUAAUAAUAUAGGUGCUAAAAAAUGCGAAUUAACAACAAUACCGAAGGACAAUAUUACAUAUUUAUUAUACAAAUAAAUUAUUCGUAUUAUGUAAAUGGAUGAAAUAAUUUUUCAACACACAAAGCACCUUACUUAGCUUGUAAAAAUUAAAAUAGAGUUUAUGAAAAAAAAAAAAAAAUUGGAAUUUGCAAACUUUUGACGAGUAAGUACAAUAUAAUUUGUAUAUUUGUAUUUUUUAGAUAUAUCGAAAUGUUCAAAUAUAGUAAGUCCACUUGUAUCUAAAUCGCAAAGAUUCGCAUAACAAGCUCGUAUUGAAAAUUAUUGCGAUUUUAUGUAUUUAUAUUUUAUAUUUUUUUAACCCAUAACCUCCCAUCGUUAUAUAUGUAUAUAUAUAUAUAUAUUGUGUACUAUUUAAAAAAAAUCUGAGAUGCCUAUAUUAUAAAAACGUAUUUUACAAUUAAUAAAGGUAGGUAAAUUAAUUUCAAAUAAUAAUAAAAUUAAUAGAGACGAUGAGAUUAUAUUAAUUUUGCAAUGUAAUACUAUUACGAUUUUGGACUUUGAAGUUAUAUCAAUACAAUUUGGAUUUCAAUCGUAAUAAAUUAAUUGCUAGCGAUAAUACCAAUAGGUAGUGAAAAAAAAAUUGUUUACGUUUUAAAAACACCGUUUAGACUUUAGCCGUUAAAGUGUUUAAUAAAAAUAUCACUUUUAAAGUCGAUAUACAUUUCAAUUUUCUCAUCUUUGUAGUGUUAUUUCGAUUUUUUUUUUUCUUUUAGCGUACAAUGCCGUUUUAAAAUAUUAUAAGAAAGUAAUAUUAUUUAUCAUUUAAUAAUGAUAAUGUCUACUGGUUAUACUUAUGUACGCGUAUAGAAAUCAAAAAAUAUUUAAAGUAUUCAUCGCUAUUAUACUAUAUUGAAUAUAAUAAAUCAUGAAUUUCCACAAUCAUUCAUUUAUUCUGUAUAAUAUGGUUUACACUAUUUAGUAAGUAGAUGCGAAUCAUAAUGUAAAGACCGUCAAAUAAAAAAAAAAAGUUUUAUAUUAAAUUUUAUUGUGUUACAUACGAUUGAUUUCUGUCAUAUUAUAACAGUACAAUAAUUCUAAAAAUUUUAAAUUGUAAAAGGUGCAUUUAUUUAUAGAGUAAAAAUAUACUUAAAUUUGAACAUAAUUUCAAGUGGUAAAUUACGAGAACGAUGAAAACACGCGGAAGUGCCAGGAGUAUGAUGGGUUUACUCAUUGGCAUAGCCAAGGGGAGCUAAGGGGACUAUAGCCCCACCCAAGGGCCGUGUUAUGCAUAUUAUUUUGCGGCUUAAGAGUUCACUACUUUUACAGUUAUUUCUUCCACUCCUGGAAGAACCUUUUCUACAGUGAAUUGUAUUAUUUAAGAAGGAGUACGAAUAUCAAAUUAGCAAAUAGGAAAAAUUGAAUGGCCAUGGCUAAUUUAUUUAAAUUAAAAAAAUACACAAAUGAAAAUUAAUAAUUUCUGUCUUUGCUCAAAGUUCUUCUAGACGAAUGUAGCUAUCAAAGGGGUAUAGUAUAGUUUCCGCAAGAUAUUAUCCCGAGGUAGUAUUAUGCAUAAUAAUAUUAUACUCCCAUUUUAUCGUUAAUUUUUUUUUUUUGUCAGUUUUUGUUUAAAUUACUGCAUUGAAAUGCGCAAGCGACGAAACCUAACUCCUCCGAACCCACACGAUUAAAUUUAAACCGUUCUUAGUUUCCCUAUCAAAUACAAAAUUCUGGCUUCGCUACUGGGUUUUUCGCUACUUGUUCCAGUUUUGUCCAUAAAAAUGAAAAAAAACCCAAUCAAAAAAUGUUGAUUAAUAAUAUAUUUUAACGUAAAACCAUUACCCGGCGAAAUAUCUCAAUAACAAACUGUAGAUUAAUGAACACGAACUGUACUAUAGAUAAGCUGUAAACCCAAUAAUAUUACAUUUUGAUUACACCUAUACGUACCAUAGGUACAUGAUACAAAUUUUAACGGUUACUACUAAUUUAAUAUUAAAUCAACGACCGCAAAUUUGAAUAUCGGCGUACCUACUGAUAGAAUGGUUAUUAUUAUUAUUAUAAUUAUCAUGUAACAUGCGUUAUGUCAAUACAUACCGUCUACACCUACUAUAAUAAUAUGCAUUUGAAUUUCGUAUAAAAAAAAGUAUGUUUUGUUUUAUAAAACAAUGUAAAACCAAUGUAUGUAUUUAGUUUUAUCAUCGAGCUUAACAAAACCAAUAAUAUUGUAAUAUUGUUUUCAAUUAAUUAUCGCGCGAAUUGUAAAAUAAAGAAUAUGCCUGAAAAAUAUAUCGUAUUAUAUUGUGAUAGGUAUACCGCAUGUUUUCAUAAUAAUAACGAUUAUAGUAUAUAUAUACACCGUGGAUAUAAACCUAUAGUUAAAAAAUUAUUUAAAUUGGUUACGCUCGUAUGCGAUGUGACGGCGAGAAUACAAAAAAAAAAAUCAGUUUUACCGAUUUCUGAGCAACAAAUAAUAAAUGAACUGCUAUAUAGACUAUACUCGCGUUAGGACCUUGAAGUUUAUAGGUACCUUGCAUACAAACUUCCGAAAAAAAUAAAAAAGAAACUUCUUCCACGUAUUAUGUGAUGGGUGUAGGUACCUUACGUCGAUUUUAUAAUAAGUACACCGAAAUCAAUGCUAACGGGGUACCUUUGAAGUUUGCAUAUUGUUGAGAUAGGCUUCUUUUUUUUUGAAAAUAUCGUCGUGCCGUACGCCAUUAUGCAUACGAUUAUAAUUUAAUAAUACAAUACGGCACAUCUGCCAAAAAUUAAUCGAUCCCCCGCUUGGAACGUCCUGUAUAUAAUUAUGCGCAAUACAAGGUCAAGUGGUAUUAUAAUUUUGAAUGUACUCCCAUCAUAUUAUGACAAAGCGAUACGAUGUAUUGUGUUAUAAAUAUAGAUAUGACACUAUAUUCUCAGCGGUGGCGUGGCCGAAAUUUUGUUCUGGAUAGAGAACUAAGAAUGUUUUCGCUUUCAAUCAUGGGGGUUCGGGGGAGCUCAAUCUCAAUACAAAUUUUAAAAGGUUGGGUUAUAUCAGUUGCGCAUUUCAGCGCAAGAGUUUAAACAAGAACGGAUAAAAAAAACUUGAUAAAUGGGAAUAUAAUAUUAUGUAUACUGUUUCGGGAGUCGGGAUAAUGUCUUUAGAGGGAUUGGUUAAGUUAGGUUAGGUUGGGAGGGGUUGAUACAAAAAAAAUCUUUGUCCGAUAUCAAUGUUCAUUUAUUUUAAUUGACUUACAUACCUAUUAUUUUUUGUUUUACUUGUCUGGAUGAAUGCAUAUCUAUGUUUUAAUCAACAAUAAAACUUAAGUUUAAUUUAAAAAUUUUAACACAAAAUCUACUUUUCGCAGUUUAAACUCGGAGUCUAAGGAGGUUCAGACUCACUGAACCCCCCGUAAACCAUCAUUGCACUGGGGGGAUCAUACAUUUCCAAGGAGGUAUGCCAAAGGAAAAGCUGGAUCUAGGAAUUUUACACUUGGGAAAAUAAUUACGAAAAUACGCUCAAUGAAGAUUUGUUUUUGCAGCUCAUUAAAAUAUUAUAUUUUUUUUAAAUUUUACCGUCAACAAAAUGACUCAUGACCAUAUAUUAUAUCGUAUCGCACAUGGUUAAAAUAGUAAUGUAAUACAUUUUUAGGGAGCGUUAAACAUUUGUCUGCUCGGUAGGAGUUAUAACCCCUACCCCGCUCCCCCACGGUCACCCCUUUGAAAUAAACCCGGGAAUAAUAAUCAUAAACGAAUAGUACGCGGUAUAUCGUACUCCGUACCCGAUUUGAACGUCGGAAUUCAAAAGCCCGAUCACGAAAAAAGUCGAAUUUUCGAUUAAUCAUAAUGAAUCGAGCUUUUUCUAGUGGUUCGGCUGAAAUAUCGUGUCAUACAAUUCAAGAAUAAAUUAUCACCAAAUAAAUGCUUAUAAUUGUUGUGUUUUCAAGCCAACGAGAGGAGCUCCAGCCAUAACCCCUACCCUUACAUCCCCCUUGCACGCCGCUGAUGCGUAUUAAAUAAUAUCAGGUACCAUAGCUACGCUAUGCGGUAGGUGCGCAUCGUAUUUUGUGAUACACGCGGUAUAUUCUGUAAUAUCCUGUCCAAAUAAUAACACUAAACUACAAUGUUAUUUCAGCGCGUACAUUAAUAGUAUGAUGAUGACUUAUGAUGAUGGCAUUCGGGACGUGCCCAAUAUUAUUUUCGUGUAUAUAGAAGUAGUAUCUGUCUAUACAUUAUUAAUUAAUAUAGGUGCGCGCACAUAAACCAAAUAUAACACGCGCCGUAAUAUCACCGUAACAACAGUGUGCUCGUGUCGGAGGGGAGUAGAUAUAAAAUAAAUGUGUUUAUGCGACAGAGGUGUAAAAAUAAAAUCCGACCGACUUUGUACGUAUAAUAUGACCAAUGUAUAGGUAAUAACACGGUAUAGAAGAUCCGCACAGUCCGAUCGAUUCACGAGUACAUUAAUUGUUAUUAUUUGAUGAGCCGUAAAAAAAAAAAAAUCCACGUUCUUUAACUUUCAUUAAAACAUAUAUAUAUAUUUUUCUUUUUUUUUUGGGGGGGGGAGGAAGAGUUGAGUCUAUCCAUUAAACGAAUUCCGUUUCCGACCAUCGCAACUCAUCUAAAAAUCGAUCCUGUUUUACGCGUCACGACGGCUUCUAGGCAGGUUUUUUUCCUCGCGGUCAUCCUUUUCAAUAAAUUACCGUUCUUAUCAUUGUAAAAUGUUUUACGCUGAUGUAACUACACAUUGUAAUAUUAUCGUUUUACAUUUACAGUGGACGCGUUCGGACAGAUACCAUCAGAAAAACGGCAAUACAAAUCACAAGAACAAUAACAAGUAAGUGAAAUUACGUGUAUAAUACCCAUACGGUUUUUGACGAGAUAACCGAAGAAACGUAAAAAAUGUUAGUUUUUCCUGAAUAAUUACCGAUUACUCUGACGCUCACGAUUUGUCUGGGCAUAAUAAUUAUCUGUACGGUUAAAAAUCGAACGGCACGUAGUGUAGAGACGAUUAGAUUCAAUCGUCAUAAUAAACUCAAUAACAAUACAAAAUAAAAAAAUAACGGCGAAUAAAAUCAUAUUGUAGGUGCCUACGUAUUAGAGAGAAAGUUUGUAAAAGUAUGUUUUUUCGUUUCCGUUUCGCGGAUCUAUGUUUAUAACGGAAAUUAUACAUGUAAGUACGUCCAAUUUUUUUUCCAUAUAAUAUAAGUAAUGUUUUUCACAAAAUUUGCUGGUAUGUGCGCAACUAUACGCAAACGGGUACAUAAGCGUCGCACACGCUGACGAAGGCCCGGUAGGUUCGGUACAGUGCCGGAUAGACAACGUAACGCUCCACAGAGUUCUAAGGUUUUCACCGGUCCAAAAUCGUACAAAAUAAUGUAAAUUAAAUUGAAAACAGAUAUAAUUUUGGUUGACCCACGGAGAUUUUCUCGGUAGCUCUUUGACACUCAAUACUUUUUGUGGGUCGCGUUGAACUCCGGUUUUCAAAAUUCAAAUUCCAAAAAACUAUGGUUAUUAAAAGUGUGGGCAUUUUUGUUUUUUUUUUUUUUAAAUUUUUUUUUUUGUUAAUGCAUACAGAUUAAUCCAAAACCAGAGUUCAAUACAUUCUGUACACAUUUUUGGUCUCUAAAAAUAAAAUUAAAAUUGAAAUCGGACAAUUUUACAACAUCAUAUAUAAUAGUUUUUCCUGUAAAGUCAAGAGUCAAAAAGUAUCUCUUCCCCAUGAAUGGGUACCGUGUAGUAGAUUAGUGAAAAAUUCUUAUCUUUAAGGGGGGGGGGGUCAUUCAAAUGUUAAAAACUUGUACAAAAUCGGUGAGCAUCCGGAAAACCCGUUCCUAAGCCUAGUAUACAACCACUACCUACUUUUAAGUUUCAAAUGGCAACCUAUGUUACAAAUCCCAUAAAUAAAUGGCUUAUUAUUUAAAAUAAAUUUUGUUGACAUUUUUGAUUUCCGUUAACUCCGACGAGUUAUUCCACUUUUAAGUUUGGAUUGGAGGAGAGUAACGGAGCAUUAUUUAAUAUUAAAAAUGUCAACACCAAAAUGUAUUUUAACUAAUACUUCGUCUAUUUAUGGAAUUUUUAACAUAGGUUGUUAUUUGAAAAUCAAAAGUAGAUAGUGAUUUUAUCCCCAAAAAUAAAGGUGAUAAAAAAGUAAUUGAAUCAUAAAAUUUUAGAGCAGCAUGUUUCCUAAAUAUUCUAGAAAACAAGUUCCGGAAAAAGUUAAUAUUUUCCGAAAUAAUGAGUGUCUUACGAUAGUUCGAUCACUCUGUAUAUUAUCAUACAGGCCAAUAAUUAGUCAUGACUUAAGAGUGACAAUUAACUUAUGACUUAUAAGUCAGUGAGUCGCGAAUAAUUUAAUGUCCAAAAUAAACCUGCGUAGUUAUCUGUACGUAGAAAAAUAACCGAUAAAUCAGCCGCGGACAUUACGUAGGUCAGUAAGAAUGCUAUAGGUACGCCAGUAUAUUAAACCACAGGCCGAAAUCGGUAUCUGUCUGCCGUAAGUUCGAAUUCGAACAACCUUCGUCUUUUUUUUUUCUAUUUUUUUUUUCAUAAAUUAUGUUUCAAAAGUCCGUUAUCAAUACACCCGAAUUGCGUUUAUUUUUAAACAUAAUAAUGUGUGCCAUUUUAUCGAUCCAAUGUUGCGUUCAAUUCCGGUAGGUACCUACGUAUACAUUAUAUUCCGAAUUAUUUUAAGACCAUUUUUUUUUUUUGAAAAUUCGGAUAUUCUCCAGUCGGACACUGACAACAAUGAUAAUGUUACCAAAUUUUCGAAUAUAGAAUGCUAGUACCAUAGAGACCGUAUUAUGGGGUCACGCGCAUUAUUCUAUAAUAUCAGCUAUGCAAUCUAAUCUAUAAUUUGUACCGCGGAACAAGAAUAUCGUACAGGUACUAUGCAGUACUGCAGACUUUGGUUGAAAAAUUAAUUAUUCUUCCCGUAUUCUGAUUUACGUGUACCUUUUUGUGACCGGUCCUUUUUGGUCCCCGACGUCCUCACCCGUUUUUCUUGACACGCACGCCUCAGUCCGAGAUUACCGUAUAUGUCAAUACGAUACGAUUCGCGAUACCUAAACCGUUUUGACGUUAAAAUAUACACAAUAUAUAAUAAUAAUUACUAUCGGAAAAUUUGACGUUAGUAGUUUUGGAUGUGUCCCCCCCCCCCCCCCCCCCCNCCCCCCCCGGAAUCCGAUGUUUCGAUUGCGGGUCGUGGGCUGUGCUCUCUCCGCGCUUCUCUAUUAAAACUCAAAUACUUCAACGGCGUCGUUUAAAUAACUUAUUGCUAUAAAACUCGGAUGUUUAUGAUCACAAUUGCUUUAAAAUAUGCAAUUAUAUAUUCUUUAUAAUUUAUUUUAUUUUAUUUAUUUUCUAUAGAAUAAUAUGUAUCAAAUAUACUUAUUUUUCAACAGAUAUAUGCAAAAAAAGGUAUUAAUAUUAAUUUAAAAUAAGUUAUAUACGAUUUUAACAGUGCAUGCAAUAAAUAUACAUUUUUUAACUACAAAGUUUGACAAAAAACUGGUUUAAUAUUAAUUCAAAAUAAAAAAAAAAAAAUAAUUUAAAAAUAUAAAUAUUACAUAGGUUAAAUACAUUAUUUGGUUAAUAGUUACCGUGCACAUUUGUAAUAUUAUAUUUAAAAUGGUACUAUUAAUCAAAAUUGAAUCACUAAAAUGCUACUAAAUCUAGAAAAAAAUCAAUGUAUGCGAAAAUGUCAAAUAUACAAAUAUAUGCAAAAUAAGUUUGCAUAUUCGAAGUCUAGACUUCAUGAAUCGAAUUUAUGUCAUAUUCGGGUAUAAUUCUGAUUUCACUAAAAAAAAAAAUAUGCAAAGUCAUGAACGUCCGAGCUCUUAAUUAUUGUACGUUCCUCGAGAUAUUUUGAUUAUUUCAAAUAUCCGGAAAAGAAAAAAAAGAAAAAAGAAAAAGGUAAAUAUUAAUUUGCAUACACUUACCCGCGCUAUAUGCACAUUAAUCGUAUUAUAGUCGGCGCUUAAAAUUAAAAACGCUUUUUGAUUGAGAUUCGCGUUUUAUAAUCGUGAUUAUAAAAUACGUCUGUAUACCUGUAUACAUGUAUAUAUAUACACGCUAUACGAGUAUAAUAUUAUAAUAUCCCCGUACACAAACAUUUUACUUUUAGAGCGUAAUUAAUUGAAUGUUUGCUCGCGAAUAAUAAAAAGCCAUUAUAAUAAUAUUGUACGCGGGCGAAUAUUAAAAUCGAGUGGAAAAUAUUAUUUUAGUAUAAUAUUACCUACGUAAUCGACGACGGGCAAAAGCGAACGGUGUAAUUUUUUUUGUACGAUCGCGUGCGUACACACAACCCACCUUAUAGUAAUAAUUAUAACAAUAACGCGUCCACGGUGAUAAUAAGACGGUUACCUCACCUACCUACCCGCCUACCGGAGUUAAAACACUAAUUAGUGAUUAAAAGACGAAUUAUAUUAUGAUAAUAUACGACGUCGCACAGUGUUAAUGUAUUGUAAUUUAUGUGAAGGUGGGGGAAUCGGACGGAAAAAAAAAAAAAACGAAUAAAAAUAAAUUCGAAAUCAUACCGGCCGUGUUCGAACCGCGGUGUAUCAUUAUAACGUUAAAUGUCAACAUACGUUCGAAAAGUUAUCGAAACGAGAAAAAAAAAAAAAGAAAAAGAAGAGAGACGGGCAUGUGUUACGUUUAAAAACUUUUUCAAAUCUAUUCGCUGUGCACCGCGCGCUGCUGUGCGAUGGCGUACGGUCAUACAUCGACCGUUCGUGGGAGAAAAAUCAAAAAAUCAAAUAAAAAAAAAAAAAAAAAACAACCGUAAUUUCACUGAAAGUCAAAAGUCAACGCACACUCGCCGGACAGUUCGAUACAAUAUAAUAACAGGUUUUCGUUGUUAUUGAACAAAUCCGACGGCGUACAAAAUAAUUAUUGUUCAUAUUGAAUCGUUUCCCUCUUAGGCUUCGUCCCGCGCCGGGCGCACAGAGGUCGUCCACCACCCUACGACGGUCGGGUACGUCUCCCCGUCCGUGGCCGUUUCUCGUACGCUUUUUCUCCGGCCCCUUCUUUCGUUCGCCCGUACACGUAAUAACAUCGGCGUGUCAGAUCGCCAAACGGUCUUCUUGACGGCAUACCCGCAGACGAUAUUGUGCGCGCGGACAGAGGAUCACCUAACGCGCACGGUAUAAUGUUUCCGAAGAGAAUACGCGGCACCGGUUACACGUGAUUACAGUAUAGUGUCUCGCGGUCCCGUAGAUUAUCCAAAGUCGUCAAAAUGACGAUGGCGAUUUGUUUGACAUUUUUUCUAAAUGACCCGUGAAAUGACCUACAACUAUACUAUUUAUUUUAUUUGUAUUAAAUACGAUUUCAUUAAGGAAAAAAAAACAAAUGUAUUUUUAGUUUUUAAAAUUGCGGUGUAAUCACCGAUCACUCAUUACUUCUUAGUAGAGACGUUACGAACCCUGAUAUUACGAUACCCUUAAAAUUAACGAAUCCCGAGAGAACCGAACUUUUAAAAUAUCUUAUCGAACUCGAACAUUAAAAAAAUUAAAACAAAAGGUUAGGUUAGGUUAACCUUUACGACUUUUACCAAUUUACGAUUGUGAGCCCCACUAAUGCGAAAAAAAUUGAAUUUUUCUUUUUCGUAACAGGGCGGCUCUGACCUACCACAGAGCAUCGAAUGAUUUUCAAACCGAGUAUUCGGUAUUCGGUUUCGUUCGAUUAUUUUCGAUUUUUGAACAGUUCGGGACACGUCUAUUUGUUACUUAUCUUUAUCGACGUUACCACAAGUCAUAACCGGAUAUGACCAUUGCAAUAACGUAUCAUAUUCAUUUUAGGCGCACGCCAAAUGAUCUAAAGUUCUAUCCGUGUAUGUAAUGUUAUCUACACUUCUACGUUUCUCGUUCUAACAGUCGUACAGUGCGUACCAUUGCGAUCCGUGGCGUUCCGUUCUUAGAUUCUGAGCCCAGUGAUAGGAGCAUAUCGGUGUUUCACCACGAUGUGUGUCAUUCACGAGUUUUUUUUCUUACCAGAAAUAAUAAAUAUCGUUUUGUUUCGCAAGUGCAGCGGUUUUUAUGAAAGAAAAUCGGACCCAGCAAGUGUAGGUGUUGCAGAGAACGUAAUUUUCCGCGAAGUGUUCUUAAUAAUUGGAAAUAACGUUAGAGGAAAACAGGGAAAUACUACGACAAUAACGGUUUUAAUUGUUUUCACAGAAUACACGUAUAUUAGCCUUUUCAAGUGUCUUUUCUAAAGGGUAAUUUCGAUCUAUUUACUGCAAGCAUUCGACGUUUUUGACUUUUCAUUAAGUUUUAUGCGGACGCAAUUAUUUCAGUCAAACGCUUGACAUUAAUAUUUUCAUACCACGUUCAAUGAUGUUUAUCAUGAGUUGUACGAAACGAUAAAAAAAAAAAAUCGUAACUUAGUAAUUUUUUUUGUGUUUUGUUUUCGGUUGUAAACGGUUAAAUGUCUGAUAGACGCUUUUGAGCACGUACUCGUGAUUCCCAUCGGAGACUGUUUUGUCGAUUCGUCGCGGAUAAGUCCAGGGGGCAGUACCCGGGGGUUACGAUUGAUCGGCCGAUUUGCCGGACGAACGGCAAGCGAAACCGACGAAAUUAAAUUCACAAAACAAUGGCCAAUGACGUUAAAUUAUAAUCACAAUAAUAAUAGAGAUACCUGCCUACCGAACGGUUAAUACAAUUUGACGGUUUCCGCCGGAAACUUCUGAGGCGUCGUCGAAACGUAGUUUUAUUACGUACGGACAGUCGUUACGAGAAGUUUACGCGGAGUUUUCUCCGCGGCCGCGUUUAUCGGAGACUUAAAACGAAAAAUAAAUAAACGCUAAGCCGACAACGGGUCCUCCCGUAAACCCGUACCGAUAAAUUGCCCCCUCCCUCCCUUUCCCCCUCGAUUAUAUAACUCCGUCAACAUCGAGUCACUUCGCGGGACUAUAUAAAAAGUCUCCGGCCGUAUCGCCAAUUUUAUCGCCCCGUUUACUGUGCCGGGAUUGGUCGCUAUUGUCACAAAAUUGUUAACGCACGUGUCCCCUCGCGGUCUGUCGUCUGCGUACCAGUGACAAUAUUAAAUUGUCGCGUUCAAGCUAAUAAUAAAAUUAAAAAAAAAAAAAAACGAAAAACGCGACGACGUUGAAAACAACGGAUUAAAUACACGUGUGCGACACGUAAUUUAAGUUUGAGGUUUUCGACAUUAUGUUCUUAACAUUUAUUAAGAGUCUUUUAAAAAAAGUAAGGUAAAAGUUUUGUUAUACCAAUUAUUUUCCAUUUUUUGAAAUCGGAGUUCAAUGUAGCCUGUAGAAUAUUGUUCUUUAUAAAAAAAAAAAUGUCAAUGAAAAUUGACAGUGAGUUAUCACUUUUUCCUUGAAGUUAUUUUCUUUAGAAAAAACAGUCUCGCUCCUUCCCUCUAAAUGGGUAUUGGGUAGUUACUACCCAAAAUCUAUUACCCGGGAGUAGAUCAGUAGAAAUUAAGAUGGCAAUUGAAAUGUUAAAAGUCAUUUUUAAAUUUUUCGAAAUUAGGGAAAAUUUUAAAAACUUGCACCAGGUUGUAUUAUAUUAUAUAGGUUUUCUACAGUGAUAUGAUAUUUCGGAUUUCGGUUUUCCCGUCAUUAAAUCUGGAAUAGAUUUAUUUUAGAUUUUUAUAUUUUGAGCAGAGCGAGGAAUGUAUAGGUUUUGCACAAAAUGAUUAUUUUUUUUCCAUAAACAACUUUUUUAUUAGCAAUUUUGCUCCGAUUUUCCGAAGUAUAGGAACUUUUAUAAAAGGAAAUUUCUGUAUGGUGAUGCUUUAUGCCAGUCAUUCUUUGAUUUUUCCAGGGUUUUUCAUAGUAAAUGGGAAGAACAGGAAAAUUUACGAAAUGUCUUAUUUUUGUAUCGUAAAUAUUAUACGGUCUUCCAAAACAUGUACAACCAAACUUCGCUCAGAAUCUUUUUUCGUUGACAAUGAUUAUUCGUUGCGUACAAAUGAUAAAUAUACAUUCAAUUUUCCCUCUAUAGGUAUACCUUCUCAACUUUUCACCUAUAACAGCGACCUAUCAAUCGUGGGAAGUAUGUCCGUUCGUUUUCCUUCAUUAAUAUUUUAUACUUUUAUAAUCACGAUGAGUUUUUUGAUUGCGUAAUUUAUUAUUUUACAUAUUAUAUUAAAAAAAAAAAAAAAUUUGUCGUAGUAUUUGUAAUUAUAAAAAAAAAAAAUGUAUGAAUUUAUCUAAAAUCAGAAUUUAAAAACCCAAGACUCAUGGAUAUUGGAACGGAAAAUUCGGGAUUCUCGUACUUCGGCAAAUCCGUAUUUUCCUCGUCAUUAAUGACACAUUAAUACUAUAAACCGUUAUCAUUAUAAGCGUAAUAAGAUAUAAUCUGUAUAUUGUUUUUCGGGUUUUCAGGAGGAGCAAAAAGAGACCGAUCAUUAGCGGACCGUUUCCGGCCGACCUCGACCAGCUGCAGGGCGAAAAGUGGCGGUACGUAAUACUGACCCGGUUGGACACGGAACCGCCGCCUGAGCGGCCGCCGCGGACGAGGCGCCGUCGGCCGCAGCGUUCGGAGAUCACGACGGUCGGCCGCGUCUGGGGCUCGGUGCGGCGGCGGUCCCGCGGCGCCCGGGACAAUUUCCAAAGGCGGUCCGGACGGCAUGCAGCCGCCGCCACCGCCGCCGCCGCCGCCGUCGUGGCGAACAACCGCGGCCGUCACGGGAUCUCCGCCGCGGAACUGAUGGACCUGGUCGUGCAGGUGUACCGCCGUCGACCUGCCGGACUGCAGUUACCGUUGCCCGCGCCGCCGGCCGCGGCCGAUCACCGCCGCGACACGGCGACGGAACGGACGUCCGUCAAGGCGUUCGCGGUCAAGCGGUACGCGUCGCCGUGGUUGUCGCGGUGGUCGCGCGAAACCGCGGCGGCACCGUCCCGGAAGACGGCCGGCCCGCUCCGGUACGGGUUUUUCCAGGCCGUGGGCCGCUUGAGCUCGAUGACCGACAAUCUGCUGUUGUGACGCGACAGCGGCUGGCGGUACGCGCUGCCCGCGCGGUACACGCCCGCGGGCAACGCCCGACUCCGGGCGACCGUUGCCGCCGCCGCGCGUCCAAACAUCAUCGUGGUUCCCUUAGCCGUUAUGCUCGCCGACAAGCGGUCCGAAUAACGCGCGUAUUCACUAUUUAUCGUUAUGUUAUGCCCUUAUAAAUUGUACCGGGGGAGGGGGAAAACCGCUUUACCAAUGACGUACACUUCACACUGUAACUAUAGUUUUAUGUCUAUUUGUACUAAUGAUAGCUUUGAAGUACGAUUUUCGCUAAAAUUAAGAAAUCAAUUCGAAUUACGAUAACGGUUAAACAUUGACGUAAGACACGUCAAUCGGACCUGAUUACGUAGUGUUAUCACCAAUAUAUAUAAUAUAUUUUGUUUGAAUUGAUUUGCAUCAACUUAACCAGCCUUCCCUAAUCGCGUCGCAGUAUAACACGGUUACCGAAUCGAAGUUCCCGCCCCCCCCGCCAACAUUUAAGUAUUUGGUUCCCGAAAACUGUUCCGUUUUUCUCGAAAUAGUCGCCGAACACAACGGUCAUGUUGUUAAGUUACAGACAAAUUGUUAACGUAUAAAAAAGUACAACGGUGCACGGGACGAGGCGUUGCGACCGUCCGCGGCUAUCACUUUGAAAAUCCAAUCGCUUCCGUUUUAAUCAAAUCUAACACUGACUUUCUAUUUUCGGGUACAACGACGUAUCGGUCAACGGGCGUUAUCAGCGUUCGGGGCGAAAUAUCGAGAAUCACGACGUAUAAUAUCUACGUAUAUAAUAUAUAUAUAAAUUAGAUUUUUCCGAUUUCGUCACCGCGGGG